AUGGUCUCCGCCUCGAAAGCAGCACGUCAGGCCAAGCGCGAGGCCGACGGCAAGGAGCCAAAGAAAACAGUAGCCUCCAAGGCCGCCUCUAAGAAUGCGUCCAAGGCAGGCUCCGAAGCCUCUUCCGUGAACGGCGAUGAGACACCACCGAUGAUGGAUGGCGACGGCGACGCCUUGCCAGACAACAAACAGAGAGCCAUCAACAACAGAGUCGCCAGACUUGCGCUCCAAGAGGACAAGGACGGCAUUUCUGACAGAGUCACGACAGGUGUGCUCGCGUCGCUGGAGGCGAGUCGAGACGUCAAAAUCACUUCAGCCUCGCUCGUGUUCCACGGCAGAGUCCUCAUCAAUGAUACUACGCUUGAGGUCAACUACGGCCGAAGGUACGGCUUGUUGGGCGAGAACGGCUGCGGCAAAUCCACUCUCCUCAAAUCGAUCGACAGGCGCGAGUUCCCCUUCCCUGAGCACAUCGACAUCUACCUUCUGAACGAGGGUGCUGAGCCUUCUGAUACCGGCGCUUUGGACUGGGUGGUCAACCAGGCCGAGAACGAGAUGAAGAGGUUGGAGGAUCUUGCAGAGAAGAUUCUUGAGGACGACGGAGCAGACAGCCCGAAGCUGGAAGACCUGUACGAGCGGAUCGAUGGCAUGGACCCGUCGACGUUCCGUACCCGCGCUUCGCUCAUUCUGACCGGUCUGGGCUUCAACAAGAAGACCAUGGAUAAGAAGACGAAGGACAUGUCUGGUGGAUGGCGUAUGCGUGUUGCGCUCGGCAAGGCGCUGUUCAUCAAGCCUUCCCUGCUACUUCUGGAUGACCCAACCGCACAUUUGGACCUCGAGGCAUGUGUGUGGCUGGAGGAGUACCUCAAGAAGUGGGAUCGCACACUUAUCCUCGUCUCGCACUCCAUGGACUUCCUGAACGGCGUAUGCACAACCAUGAUCGACAUGCGGCAAAAGCAGCUCAUGUACUACGGUGGUAACUACGACUCGUACAUUAAGACAAGGACCGAGAAUGAGGUCAACCAGAUGAAGGCGUACGAGAAGCAGCAAGAAGAGAUCAAGCACAUCAAGGAGUUCAUCGCCAAGGCUGGUACUUACGCCAACUUGGUGAGGCAAGCAAAGUCUCGUCAGAAGAUCUUGGACAAGAUGGAGGCGGAUGGGUUUAUCCAGCCUGUUCACCAGGACAGAGUCUUCACGUUCCGUUUUGCGCAAGUCGAAAAGCUGCCUCCGCCUGUGCUGUCUUUGGACAACGUCACCUUCUCCUACUCUGGCGAAUCGAAGGACAACCUCUACGAGAACCUCGACUUCGGUGUGGACAUGGACAGCCGGACAGCGCUCGUCGGACCCAACGGUGUCGGCAAGUCCACGCUCCUGCGCAUCUUCACUGGCAAGCUUUCACCCACCGGCGGCUCAGUCUCUCGGCACACCCACUUGAAGCUUGGUCUCUACAGCCAGCACUCUGCAGAGCAGCUCGACCUCACCAAGUCUGCGCUCGACUUUGUGCGUGACAAGUUCCACAGCGUCAGCCAAGACUACCAAUACUGGCGUCAACAGCUCGGCCGCUACGGUCUGAGCGGUGAGUCGCAGACUGCGUUGAUGGGUACGCUUUCCGAAGGCCAGAAGAGCAGAAUCGUGUUCGCGCUGCUUGCGAUUGAGGGACCGAACAUGUUGCUGCUGGACGAGCCGACGAACGGACUGGACAUUCCGACCAUUGAUUCGCUGGCUGAUGCGAUCAACACUUUCGCUGGUGGUGUGGUGGUUGUUUCCCACGACUUCAGACUGCUCGACAAGAUCGCAAAGGACAUCAUGGUAUGCGAGAACAAGACCGUGACAAGGUGGGAUGGCAGCAUCGGCGAGUACAAGAACCACUUGCGCAAGAAGAUGCUCAAGGCCGGCGGUGUCUAA
Messenger RNA from Saxophila tyrrhenica, 1902 nucleotides. RefSeq names its product ABC transporter ATP-binding protein arb1 (gene ARB1). The record is from RefSeq and is a predicted model, not a curated record. NCBI's taxonomy places the organism in Eukaryota, Fungi, Ascomycota, Dothideomycetes, Mycosphaerellales, Extremaceae. Gene Ontology annotation, molecular function: ATP binding; ATP hydrolysis activity. The transcript has 2 exons. The coding region runs from base 1 to 1902 and encodes 633 amino acids.